AUGGCCAACUCGGACUUCUUGAACAAAGCGAUCGAGAUCGUUCAAAAGGCGAUCGACGAAGAUGUCAAGCAGAACUACCAAGAAGCGUACAAGCUCUACCAGAACAGCUUGGACUACUUCAUGAUGGCCAUGAAGUACGAGAAGAACGACAAGCUCAAGGAUCUCAUCCGAAAAAAGUUCACAGAGUACCUCGACAGAGCCGAGAAGCUCAAGGAGCACCUCGCAAAGAGCUCGGAGGAUCGUGGCAGAGCCGCCGUGGGAGCGAACGGUGCGGAGAAGGGCGUCGGCGGCAGUACGGGUGGCAAGAAGGACGGCGACGACGACGAUGUCGAUCCCGAAACCAAGAAGCUACGAGCAGGUCUGUCGAGUGCAGUCCUGUCAGAGACGCCCAACGUGCGAUGGGACGACGUCGCGGGUCUGCACACCGCAAAAGAAGCGCUCAAGGAAGCCGUCAUCCUGCCCAUCAAGUUCCCGCAGAUGUUCACGGGCAAGAGGACGCCAUGGCGUGGUAUCCUCAUGUACGGUCCCCCCGGUACCGGAAAGUCGUUCCUGGCCAAGGCCGUCGCCACCGAGGCCAAGUCGACCUUCUUCAGUGUCUCGAGUUCGGACUUGGUCAGCAAGUGGAUGGGAGAGUCGGAACGUCUCGUUAAGCAGCUCUUUCAGAUGGCACGCGAGGCCAAGCCAUCCAUCAUCUUUAUCGACGAGGUCGACUCGCUCUGCGGCACAAGAGGCGAAGGCGAGUCGGAGGCAUCGAGGAGAAUCAAGACCGAGUUCUUGGUGCAGAUGAACGGUGUCGGCAACGACGAGACGGGCGUGCUGGUGCUCGGUGCCACCAACAUUCCAUGGGCGUUGGAUCUCGCCAUCAAGCGUCGUUUCGAGAAGCGCAUCUACAUUCCGCUGCCGGAUCUCGAGGCGAGGAAGCGCAUGUUCGAGCUCAACGUCGGCGAGACACCAUGCGCCUUGGACAGCAAGGACUACCGCAAGCUUGCCUCGCAGACGGAAGGCUACUCUGGAUCCGAUAUCAGCGUCUUGGUUCGUGAUGCGCUCAUGCAGCCCGUGCGCAAGGUGACGGGAGCUACCCACUUCAAGAAGGUCAUGGCACCCGCCGCUCGCAAGAAGAAGCAGGAGAAGGCCAAGAACGGCACUGCAGACACGGGCGCGCACGGUGACGCUGCCCAACAGGAUGGAGACGAAGCAGCCGUGGAGGACGAGGUGCAAGAGAUGAAGGAGUACCUCACACCCUGCUCUCCAGGGGACCCUGAUGCCGUCGAGAUGACAUGGGACGACAUCGAGGGCGAGCAGCUCCUGGAACCCAAGCUGGUGAUGAACGACUUCUUGCGGGCCAUCCAGGCGGUGCGUCCCACCGUCACCAAGGCAGACAUCGAGAAGCACAUCGAGUUCACCAACGAGGCUGGUCUUGAAUGA
Molecule: messenger RNA, 1425 nt
Organism: Kalmanozyma brasiliensis GHG001
Lineage: Eukaryota; Fungi; Basidiomycota; Ustilaginomycetes; Ustilaginales
Product: ATPase, AAA-type, core
Exons: 1
Coding region: 1-1425 (474 amino acids)
Biological process (GO): endosomal transport; vacuole organization
Molecular function (GO): ATP binding; ATP hydrolysis activity
Source: RefSeq, a predicted model, not a curated record